UCCAAAGUCCUAGUUCAACAUUCAAACCAUUACACCAUGCUGGGUCUAUUGCAGAAUAUUUAAUCUACAGGGAGAAAACAGAGAAUGGCACUUCUGGGAGGCACCAAGAAGGUGUUAUUCUCAGCUACCAGAAAGCAGGGGAUACCAUGCCUCCAUGGAUGUCCAUCCUUGGCUGGAAUGUCCUCUUUGGAUCCCAAGUUCAAGGGCCAUGGCAUUAAGAAAACCUCCAGUGCUAAUUUUCUUUCUCUUCUCCUCUGUCUGUCUACACAGGAUUAUUUGGACAACUUCUGGCCUGACUUAAAAGCCGCACAUGACCUUUUCGAUUCUAUCCUCCAGUCGCGUCGCGAACGGGAGAACGAAAGUCAAGAGAAUAAAGGGAAGGAGUAUGCUGAGCAUGUUCCUAUAGAAGCCCUGGAAGCCGGGAUCAAAUCAGGAAGAUACAUUCAGGGAGUCCUGAAUGUAAAUAAGCACAGAGCACAAGUAGAAGCAUUUGUCCGACUUCAAGGAGCCAGCAACAAAGAAAAAGAUCUCAAAACUGAUGUCCUCAUUUAUGGCACCAAAGCUCGGAACCGGGCAAUCCACGGUGAUGUUGUUGCUGUUGAAUUACUGCCACGGAGUGAAUGGAAAGGACGGACUGCUGCCCUUUGUGAGAAUGAGGCAGAGGAAAAGACCUCUGGGGAGGCUUGCUGUGAACCAAUGCCCACAGGGAAAGUUGUGGGCAUCUUACAAAAGAACUGGCGUGACUAUGUGGUCACUUUCCCAUCCAAAGAAGAGAACCAGUCACAUGGCAAAAGCACACAGAAAAUCCUUGUCACGCCUUGGGAUUACAGGAUUCCCAAAAUCAGAAUUAGUACCCAGCAAGCAGAUGCCCUACAGGUAGAGAUUUAUUUGGUGUGCAAAAAUCCAACAUCUGCCAGUCUCUUCUUGGUGAUAUGUACAGCCACUGCCUUAGUGUUCUGAUGUACUG
This is a messenger RNA of Sceloporus undulatus (fence lizard), 967 nucleotides long. RefSeq names its product DIS3-like exonuclease 1. Lineage: Eukaryota; Metazoa; Chordata; Lepidosauria; Squamata; Phrynosomatidae. Gene Ontology annotation, cellular component: cytoplasmic exosome (RNase complex). The transcript is spliced from 4 exons. Gene Ontology annotation, molecular function: 3'-5'-RNA exonuclease activity. Gene Ontology annotation, biological process: rRNA catabolic process. Bases 85 to 960 code for a protein of 291 amino acids. The record is from RefSeq and is a predicted model, not a curated record.